UGCGAUGUCGUAAAAAUUGCGAAGUAAUGUCGCUCUCCAUCUAUCUUGCUGCCUGCUUCGCUUCACUUGUCGGAGCUAGCUGUGAGGCUGUGCACCCUCGCCCUGCCUUAAUGGUCAAGUCUACUUGUCUUCAUCACCAACAUUGUUUUGAACCAACAGAACAAACAUUAUCAUCAUCAUCAUGCUGGAACAAACCAACUUUCUCGAUCUCCCGGUAGACAUACUGUAUCUCAUCUUCCCCUACCUGGAUGUCGCCAGCUUUGUGGCCUUGACGUCAACUUGCACGGCGCUUCAUCAAACUGACAUUGCUCAACAUGCUCCCUACUGGAGCUCGGCCGCGCGCAACACUUUCCGUGUACCAAAUCAGCCUGUCGUCGAGAAUGAUGGUCGUAGAUGGCAGAAGAUGUACCGAAGACUCAUGAAGGACUCACGUAGUUUCACCUGGGGAAACAAUGACAGAACAUGUCUCGGCCAUGGUCAACAGAUGCACAUGGGGGCACCUUUUGGCCGUGGCGGUAUAGGUCCUGCCGGACGCCGAAGACCUGCUCUGCGCGCUCGUCAACACGUGUCAUGGCCUACACAAAUGGAGAACGUGGAACCGCUGGGCAUCAUCGCUGAUAUGCAGUGCGGCGGCUGGUCCACAAUCUUACUGACUUCAAAGGGUGGCCUGUAUGGUGUCGGUGUUAUGAAUGGUAUGAUCGUCAAUCAGCCAGCAAAAUCGACGCCAACCAGACUUUGCUACCCUGCCGGCUUGCCUCACCCUAAUGAACGCUAUGAACCAGCAUCUGCUAUCAAACAGUUCUCAGCUGGCCGUUGUCAUGUUCUUGCUUUGUCGGACUCUGGAUAUAUCUGGUGCUGGAGUCACAUUAACAUGGCUGCGCUCCAAGUCAAGUUCCUGAAUGUCGAUACAGUCGUCCGCCAGUACACUUCUGCAUCAGCUCGCGGCUAUGUCAAAAAGGUCGUAGCAGGCUGGGCAAAGAGCGCUGCCCUCGUCGUCGGCACUGGUAUCGUUGUCUGGGAACCCGUGCAUCGCAACGCACGACAGUCUGAAGGUGAAGAAGAUGCUGUACUUGUCUUGGAGACCGCAAUUUGCCCUGGCACCGACUUCCAGAAGCAUGCCAGAUUAUUCGAACCGUCGGCUGCAAGUGCCGAGAUCGGCGAAGUCGAGAAUUUCAUCUGUCUCGAGCACUACGUCCUGUUCAACACGCAUCUUGGCAAGAUAUAUGCGGCAAAGAUCACCUGGAAUGCGCAAAGUAAGGCGCUGGAUGAUGUUCGAGAAUUGCCUCUUGAAGCAGACGGAGAGGUCAAAUUCGCCACGGACGUCCAAGGAUCGUUCCGAUCGUUCGCAAUCUUCGCCAAAGACGGCACUGUGUACACCGGUACUCAAGACGAUCAUUUGCAUCGUCUGUUUCAUCCUUUACCUCAAGAUGCGGCCUUCUCACUCCACCGUAUUCAUGCCUUGCAGAAGUCUCAGGUUAUCUCCAUAGCCUUUGGUGAUUACCACUUCCACGCACUGCAUGCACCAGGAUACAUUACUUCCUACGGUACUGAGCCCCAAAGCUGCGGCUGUCUUGGGCUCGGAGGUCAUGGAGACCCAGAAGGCCGGAUCCGUGGUCUUCGCUAUAACGGUAUUGGCGGAGAUGGACGUCUAGUUCCUCAUGCGAGCCUCCACGGUCGCAGGAUCUGGUUCGAGGAGGAGAAGCAGAAGUGGAUCACUUUUCUAACAAGCGGAGGUCAAGACCCUGAGGAGGCCAAAGAGCGUAUGCGUAUGCUCUCAGAGCCAAACGUCCAAGGUGAAAUCAGCGAGUGGGUCGAGCAAGAGGGCAACGCCUGGGAGGAGAAGUAUGGAGCAUCAAGCGUUACAAAGGGCGAUGAUGACUUGGGCACAUAUUUCGCACUUAGUGUCACAGCAGCUGGUUGGCACUCGGGGGCCUUGGUGCUUGUCAAUGAGGCCAAAGCAAACAAGAUCAGAGAAGCUUGCCUGGAACCAAUCGAGGAGCCCACCGACGAUAAAACUGCGGACGAGAGUGAGAGACCCACACAGGAGGAACAGAUGGACGACCGUGGGUUACUCAACCGCGCUCUCGAUUACGCAGGCGAUCUCGUACGUUGGUUCAAUGGCUCACCUCGUACAGAUCCCACAGGCCCCAAUUUCCGCGACCCAAAUGACCCAAACGCGUUCGUCAACCCCCAAAACCACGGCGCUGUUUCCGAAGGCGGCCGUCCGUAUGUCUGGGCUCAUGACUCUUUCCCUCGGUUGAGACUUGCGAAUGGUGACGAGAUGCCAGGAGAGGUGGAAUUUUCGGAAUGGAGAGCAGGUCGUCCUGAGUGGGAAGGCAAGAUCGAAGGUUAUUAGGUUAAACGAGGACAAAGGGCUGAUCGACGAUUGAUGAGUAUUGAUGAUUGAAACGAUGGGGGUCAUGAAGGACGAAAGAUGACGGGGGGUUUUACUCUUGCACCUAUGCGACAAGAGCUGCAUAAUUCUUCCCAUGACUAUGAUGAUGACCUUGACUUUGUGUUACUUCGUCUUGACCAUACGAGAUGCUUGCUCUGCCGUAAGAAGUUCACCUUGC
Messenger RNA from Aureobasidium subglaciale EXF-2481, 2573 nucleotides. RefSeq lists its product as uncharacterized. Bases 182 to 2356 code for a protein of 724 amino acids. The record is from RefSeq and is a predicted model, not a curated record. Gene Ontology annotation, cellular component: cytoplasm. The transcript has a single exon. Gene Ontology annotation, molecular function: guanyl-nucleotide exchange factor activity; protein binding. Lineage: Eukaryota; Fungi; Ascomycota; Dothideomycetes; Dothideales; Saccotheciaceae.